AUGACUCACCCAUCAACUCCCGAGAAAACAAUGGAACAAGGCAACGGCAACCCCAAUGGCAUUGCCUACAACCAUGAGGAGGACCGACAAGGGGACCUCGAUCGCUUCCGUACCGCUGGAAGCGUCGCCAUGAGCCCUGAACUCUUCGAGAAGCUCUAUCUCACUCCUCUCAAGAAUGUCCACGGAGAUCUUCGAAAGACAUUUGCCAACCCAACUCCUAUUGCCCUCGUCGGAUUCUUGAUUGCUCUGACCCCAUUGUCCUGUGACUUGAUGGGCUGGGCUGGCGCUGGCGGCGGUGGUGCUGCUUCAUCUGGCUUCUUCGUGUUCAUGGGUGGCCUUCUCAUGUUCACGGGCGGUGUUCUUGAAUGGGUUCUCGGAAACACCUUCGCUUCGGUUGUAUUCUGCACCUUUGGCGGCUUCUACUUCUCCUAUGGCGCGACUCUCCUCCCUUCUUUCAACACUUCCGCCGCGUACGCCCCAGCAGAUGGUCCUGCCUCAGCUGGUGCAGCAACUCAAGGAUUCAAUGCCAGUCUCGCUUUCGUCUUCUUGUUCAUGGGUGUCCUCUGCUUCCUAUUCUUGAUCUGCUCCCUCCGAACCAACGUCGUCUUCGUCGUCAUCUUCCUCUCUCUUAUGCUGGCCUUCUUCCUCUUGACCGGUGGAUACAUGGCACUGGCUUCCGACUUCACUGGCAACGCUGACAAAGCGGGUAAACUUAUCAUUGGUGGCGGAGCAAGUGCUUUCGUGUGUGCCAUGACUGGUUGGUACCUGCUGACGGCUCAGAUGCUGGACGUUGUUGACUUUCCCUUCGGCCUUCCUGUUGGCGACCUCUCCGGCAUCGUCAAGGGCCGCUCCGAGCGUGCUGCCGCCAAGAACUAA
This is a messenger RNA of Clonostachys rhizophaga, 876 nucleotides long. NCBI's taxonomy places the organism in Eukaryota, Fungi, Ascomycota, Sordariomycetes, Hypocreales, Bionectriaceae. The record is from the annotation of a GenBank genome assembly.